AUGCUCAAGGGUAAAGAACGCGCCACGCCGCCCCCAGGCCAUUCCUUCCUAGGAGGCACGCUUGCAAAUUCUGUAGGCGAGUCGCCCGUCAUUAUGUUAUACCCACUGCUUCUCGCAAAGACUGUGGUACAAGCUUCUCGUAGAUCUAAUUCCGCCAACAAUUCAUCACAGUACAUUUCAAUUCGAUCGUCACUCCUAGGAAUUUAUACCGCUGGCGGAUUCUUCGCUCUAUACCGUGGUCUCGGGGCGCAGUUAUUCAAAGGCGUAGUGAGGCAAGGAACAGCUAUGAUGGUGAAGCAAAGGAUUGAACAACUGGUCGUACAAGCCUACCUCAAACAGAGAGCACUGCGUCGCGUCCAAUACAAGGGUUAG
Molecule: messenger RNA, 372 nt
Organism: Suillus paluster
Lineage: Eukaryota; Fungi; Basidiomycota; Agaricomycetes; Boletales; Suillaceae
Exons: 3
Coding region: 1-372 (123 amino acids)
Source: RefSeq, a predicted model, not a curated record